AUCUGACUUCUUCCAUUGUGUGUUUGUGUGCCUGCCUGCCUGCGUGCGGAGAAGGUUGAGCUAUUGCUGCUUUCGAGACAGGGAUGGAGCCGGAUCCGCUAGAAGGAGACGGCGGUUGCAGCAGCGGCGGCCCUGAGGGGGCUGUCAGCUCUCCAGCAGCGCCUGCCGGCCUCACGGCCUCCCAACGUCGAGCUGAGAUUCGCCGGAGGAAGCUGCUGAUGAACUCUGAAGAGCGGAUCAACCGGAUCAUGGGUUUCCACCGGCCGAAGGCGGAUGAUGAUGGCCAUUCAGAAUCUAAGCUUCAGCUGGAGCAAGAUAAACCAGGUCCGCUUCCUACUCCUGUUUCCAAGCGGGUUGUGCUGGGUGAUACUGUCUGCAGUUUGGCAGGGACAGCCGACCAUGCAAGCAGUGUGGCAGAGCACAAGGGAGAGAAAAAAGACUUGUUCAGCAAAACUCCUGAGGUUGGUAGUGAUGGCACCAGUGAACUCCGGCAGCGCAGUAGAGGGGACCUGAUGGAAGUUGCACAACGGGCACCUCGCCAUGGAUUAGACCAGUAUUUAUCAAGAUUUGAUGAAGCCAUGAAACUAAGAAACCAGCUGAUGAGUGAGAAGCCAAACCAGGAGAAUGGAAAUGCUGUGGAAGAAUUUGAUUCAUUCCGUAUUUUUCGAUUAGUUGGGUGUGCCCUUCUUGCCAUUGGAGUUAGAGCUUUUGUGUGCAGAUACUUGUCUAUAUUUGCACCAUUUCUUACCUUACAGCUUGCAUACAUGGGGUUGUCCAAAUAUUUUCCAAAGAGUGAAAAGAAGACGAAGACUACAGUAUUAACUGCUGCUCUUCUACUGUCUGGGAUCCCUGCGGAAGUCAUUAGUCGUUCCAUGGACACUUACAGCAAAAUGGGGGAUGUCUUUACAGACCUCUGUGUCUAUUUCUUUACCUUCAUCUUUUGCCAUGAACUGUUUGUGUUUUUUGGUGCAGAAAUGCCAUGAUAGUCAUGGAACUCCGUAUAACUUUAGCAGGACUGUGUUGGUCUUGAUUUCAUAUACGCCUUUGGAUAUAUAAACAGGGUUAACCCGUUACCCAGUUCUUAUUUGUUUCAGUGCUGCUUAAAUGCAUUUCUGAAGGGAAAGGUACAUGGCAAUCCCAAAUGUCGAACACAGAAUAUCAUUCCAAGGACAGGGCUGUUCUGUUAGCAUAUGACCUUCCUGUUGCAUACUUCACUUGAAAUUGUAAUCUGAGAUGUGUUUGGCAGAAUUUCAUUACCAAACAUUAGAAUGGCUAGAAUCCAAAUUCCCAUGAAUGGAACUCGCCCACAGGAUGCUACUGCUGAAUGAAAGGAGUGGAGGCAAUGUUUUACAAUAGUUCUUCCUCCCUGUGCCCUCUGUAAAGCUGCUCCACAGGAUUGGGGAUCCCUUUUGAACAGUAUGGGAGGUUGGAUUGGGGAGCUGCAAGGGGAAAGGGAAAAUGGAUGGAAAUAGCUUCUUUCCGUUCUUCUUCUAGUGGAACCUCCUGUAGAGCUUAACCUCUUCUGAGACUGAUUGAAGAUGGGAUGCUCUGGAUCCACCCAGAGGAACUUCCUAGGGACUGCUAUUUCAAUAUAUUAUUACCUUAAAACUCUCAAUUAGAUGUUGGAAUAUUCUGACAAAAUACUGCCAACCCCCAAGGCUUCUGUUUCUGCAACAGAAUUAGGCUUGGUUUAGCUCAUCUUACUCUCUGCCUAAUGAUGGGCAUAUUAUGUAUUUUGUAUAAUUAGGCAGGUUUGAUAUGAAAUGUGAAUGGCAGAGCUAAAACACUGAACUGUGAAAUCCCCAGUGAGCAUUCAUGAACAUUCUUUUGUCUUAGCUGGAAUCCUAAUAUUUGUGUUUACAUGAUCUAAUAUAAUACGCUGCAUUAAAAGUAAACAUUGCCGGUUAACCCCCCUCCCCCCGCUGUCUUGAGUAAUUUAACUCUAGAAGUGUCACCGUUUCUGUUCAUCCCUAUGGUGCUGUUUUGAUCUUUGUACUACAUACCAAGGCAGGCCUCUGUAAUAUUUCCUGUAUGUUCCUUCCCAAGAAUACGCACAUGUAAAGUUCAGCCUCUUUUGCCUGAACAUUCGAGAGAUCAUUAUAUUUACAAGUAAUAGGGGAGUACUGUGGUUUGAUAGAGUAGACAAACUAGUCUUCACUUCUAGUUUUAAUUUGCUGCUUAGUGUGCAUUCUGGUUUGGAUGGCACGGAAUGUUCAUUUCUCAUGGAAAUGCUGAUAUUAGAAGACAUAAUAGAAAUGAUUUCUGAGAAGUUAAUAUUUAUGUUCAUUGUCGAAGGCUCCUGUCCAUUGGUCAGUCAAGUCUCUGCUUGGCUUUCAUGGAUGGUCCUUUAUUUAUUUUUUGUUAAAAUAAAUUUGAAAAUUUGUCUUUUCAGGUUCCUUCAGCAAUUCAGCAAUCCACAAUUGCUACAUCAUAAAAGAUGGCAGGAGCUAUUACUUGAUCUUUAUUUGAAUAAAAUUGUAUAACUAGUGAAAGCGCCGUUGUAGAUAGAAUGUGGAGUCCAGACGGAGAGAAUGCCUCCUCAGGCUUUCUUUUCUCCCUUUUUCAUCCUGCUCUGUUUUCCUUUCUUCAUCUGCUCUUGAUUCAGUGCUAUGUGCGGCUGUUGCUGUCACCAGUUAAAGGGUGUCCCGAAGUGGCAGUACAGAACCUGUGGCCCAUUCACAAUUCUUACAUGUGACUUUACUUGCCUUAAGGAUUCAGCAAGAAAUUAUACUACUAUGAAAGAGUUCUCAUUAUUCUGAAGGAUUUUACUUUGGCUCUUUAGAUGUAUGGGGAUCUAAUGUCCAAAUAAGCUGUUCAAACAGUUUGUAAACCUGUUACCUUGCAGCUGUAUUCUUUGGGAAUUCCUGCAUCUCACCUGUUAAACUUUUGUUGAUUACACAGGCUAAGUCAUUUCUAUUUUUAGAGGUGCUUGUGGCUUUUGUUGGGAAACAAAAUCAGUUUUUUUUCUAAUAGCAGCUAUGACCUUGUUUCUUUAUUAGCAUUUAACUUUUCUGCCUUGUAAUUUUAACAAUGUAUUUAUUAAACUGAAUCUUGCUGUUAUAAUGAAGGGGCACAGAUACAUAGGAGACAAGGGUGAAUAGAAUUGCUUGUGGAUUUACUCACACCAUUUCCCCCUGCUCAAAGGCUUUUGCCUUUCUGUUCAGUUUAAAAUGCCACUUUAUGGGUGCAGCAUAAACAGCAAACAAACAUUUCAUGAGUUUCUGUAUUCUUUCUGCACACAUUUUCUUCCUCUUGGGAUACUAGGUUUGAUCUGUUCUACUGUGUACAGUCAUUUUUACGCUUCACUAAAAUCUCCUAAUUUAAGCAUUACAUUUUCUGUUAUCUAAAGUAAAGUAGCUUCUACCAGGUCUGACUAUCUCUGACAUACUGAAAGCUCAUUAUUUGAAACUAUGAAUGAACAUGAAAAGAUUCCGCAUUUGUUUUGCUUUUGAGUUCUUUGUGCAAUGACUGGGUUUUGCAGAUUCAUCACAGAAACCCCUAAAAUGCCCUGAGGAAUUCUUUUCGUAUUUCAGCUUCUACAGUUAAAGGUACUCUUAUUAGCCAUUGAAAUCAAGACCUUUCAAUCAGUACUUCUGAAUUUCUGUAAUUCAGAUUUGCUGUACUGAAGGUUUUAAAUGGUGACAAAACAGUAUGUAUCUAAGGUAAUUGAAUCUUUUUGAUUUCAAAAGGCAACAUUUUUAAAACAAAACUUUCCUUGGUAUGGGAAGUUAUGUAUAGGAUGAAACAACAGGUGAAUAGUCAGAAAGUGUUCUGUAUAUGUUUCUUCUUGCAAAAAUUGGGGCUUCUCUAUUCAAUAAACCUGUGAUUAUGUAUGCCCAUCAAAGGAAUUAUUUCUACAUUUAUCCUAUUAAAUCCAUUAAAGUUAUGUUUGUUGCCAUUC
Varanus komodoensis (Komodo dragon) is the source of this 3901-nucleotide messenger RNA. RefSeq names its product calcium modulating ligand (gene CAMLG). Gene Ontology annotation, cellular component: GET complex. The record is from RefSeq and is a predicted model, not a curated record. Lineage: Eukaryota; Metazoa; Chordata; Lepidosauria; Squamata; Varanidae. Gene Ontology annotation, biological process: tail-anchored membrane protein insertion into ER membrane. The transcript has 4 exons. The coding region runs from base 84 to 983 and encodes 299 amino acids.